GCGAGGACCGCGGGGGCGGCCGCGGCGUAGCGUGAGGCUGCGCGCUUGCUGGCGGCCAGAAGCGACGACGCGGGGUCGACAUGGAAGUGAAGGAUGCCAAUUCUGCGCUGCUCAGUAAUUAUGAGGUGUUCCAGUUACUGACUGAUCUGAAAGAGCAACGGAAAGAAAGUGGAAAGAACAAACACAGUUCUGGGCAACAGAACUUGAAUACUAUCACCUAUGAAACAUUAAAAUAUAUAUCAAAAACACCAUGCAGGCACCAGAGUCCUGAGAUUGUCAGAGAAUUUCUCACAGCAAUGAAAAGCCACAAGUUGACCAAAGCUGAAAAGCUUCAGCUGCUGAACCACAGGCCUGUGACUGCUGUUGAGAUCCAGCUGAUAGUAGAAGAGAGUGAAGAACGGCUCACAGAGGAGCAGAUCGAAGCCCUCCUCCACACGGUCACAAGCAUUCUGCCUGCGGGGCCAGAAGCUGAACAGAAGAAAAAUACAGAUGAUGUGACAAUGGACGAAGAGGACCCAGCAUAGGGGAGCACAGCUGGACCAUCCGCCUCAUGAAGCUGAAAGGCCCAGCAGCCCUUUCCCAGACAUUCAGAGGGUUGUUCAUUUGAUGGUACCCUCUAUCCCCACAGCCUGAUUUCAUGAUUAGUUGGGAUAAAUCACAAAAAUAAGCUAAGAAGAAGUACUUGUGCUUCUGGGAAAUGAAACAUGGCAAAGACAGGCUGAGGUGGUCAGGCCAGAGAGCUAAAGAGAGGAGGACAGAGUCAAAGAGGACAAUGACUGUGUAACCCUCUGUGGUCAAAAUAUUUCUUCUGUGGCCUUUGCCACAGUUGUGGGAAGGCCCUCUACACAGCUGGUAAAGUACUUGUGUUGCCUUUGAUGGGCUGUGUCCUAAUUAGUUUCAUCUGCUUCCCUAGGAGCUUCCCAAGCGGGGGCUCUGAGCACUGUUGGGAUGAAAGCAGAGUUAGGAGAAUCCUGUUAGAUGACUAGGAACUCCCAGAGCAGCAGAUAGUUGCUUUUGGUUAAAAUGAGCCACUGAUCUUGGCUCACCUUAGGGGAAUCUUUUCCUGAGAACGUCAGAGAUAAGAGAAGAACAGCCUUGCUAACCCUUCAUCGGGUCUGAAGACACGUAUCCUUUGCUGGCAGUGGUGGUGUUUACCAGCUCGCUGUUCAGUCUUAAAUGUUUGGGUACCAGCCCAUUCCAGUUGAAAAGCGGCACUCCAGACCGAAUGACUGUGCAACAGAAGAGCAAUGUUGGGUGCCUUUCUCAUGACCUUCAGCUUCCUGCCCUGAGACAGGAGCCCUGAGUAGACGCCGUGUGUCGAGUCCAGGUGAGCUUCAUUUGCAUGAUGGGCAAAUUGUUUGCAUCUUUUGAAAGGGGACAGUUAUAGAGUUCUUCAUGGAUAGAAUAUGGAGAACUGGAGGUUGAUGAAUAAGAAUUUGAAUUUGUUGGCUGUUGCAAGGUUGCAUCUGUUUUUUAAUUUAAAAUAUUAGGAUAAUUACCAUGUGAAGAGCUUGUUGAUACUGAGGCUUUGGAGAGUUCAGUAGCUCCAGAUGUGUGGUUGCCCUAGUCCUGGGAAUAUUGCUGAAAAUUAAUUUCCUGCAUUCGCUGUGCUCCCGACUUGGGGAAGAAAAUGCCCACAGACACUAAUUUUCCAAAUUGGUACUCAUUUCGUUAUAAGAUCACAUAUUUUCAGCGCUGCUGUUGGAUGACUCCCCACCCCGUUGAAACUCCCAGGUUAUCUCAGCCUCCCUACCAUCCCUGCCAGUUGCACCCCUGUCAUUCCUAACCUCUGAGGAUCACCUGAGAUGUGUUUACAGGCAAAACUGGAAUUCACAGGGCUUUUAUUUUUAAAUCUCUCUUCUGUAUUGGAAAUUUUGCCAGGAAUUGUUGAUUUUUCUUGUCAAGGCAUCACACGGGUAACUGUCACUGUUUCAUUUUAACUGUGAGUGUGUUUGAUGUAUUUUCUUAAUGGAUUAAUUUAAUUAAUAAAUUGUUUCCAAGUGA
Molecule: messenger RNA, 2004 nt
Organism: Hyaena hyaena (striped hyena)
Lineage: Eukaryota; Metazoa; Chordata; Mammalia; Carnivora; Hyaenidae
Gene: CRCP
Product: CGRP receptor component
Exons: 6
Coding region: 81-524 (147 amino acids)
Biological process (GO): transcription initiation at RNA polymerase III promoter
Cellular component (GO): RNA polymerase III complex
Molecular function (GO): nucleotide binding
Source: RefSeq, a predicted model, not a curated record